AUGAGUGUGUCAAUACUUGAAUUAGAUCCUGAACAAUGCAAUAGGGAUAAUCCACCUUUAGAGGUUAUGAUUAGCGUUAUUAUCGUCUGUGGCAUGUUGUUAAGUUACUUACCUCAGCAUUACAAAAUUAUUAGUAAUAAAAGUAGUGAUGGAUUGAGUCCUUGGUUCCUUCUGUUGGGGACGCUUUCUUCAACUAGUAGUUUUUUUAACAUUUUAAUUUUGCAGUUUAGUAUGGUCAGGUGUUGUAGUAUCGUGUCCGGACUUCAAUGCUUCGAAAACACAUUAGGGAUCAUUCAACUAGCUGUUCAAUUUUCGAUGUUUGCAUUAAUAUUUGCUCUCUUUAUGAUAUAUUUCCCUUCUGAGCGCAAAAUUGUACGGUAUGUUCGUCACAUACACUUUAAUUCUCCGCCGACACGUUUGUCGAAUGAUUGGCGUGACUCGAUUGGCAUUUCCAUUGUUAUAACAGUGCAUUUCAUUUUGACUGUUAUUAUUUCAACAUACCUUUUAAAUUUUGGUGGUGCUGCUGAGGAUUAUCCGGCUACGAAAUACUGGGCAGACUCCUUAGGCGUCAUGUCUACAAUAUUUGCAUCUAUUCAAUAUUUUCCUCAAAUAGUUAGGACGUGGAGACGAAAAUCUGUAGGCGCACUUAGUAUACCUAUGAUGCUUAUACAAACUCCUGGUUCAUUUCUUUUCGUUUACUCACUUGCCAUUCGUCCUGGAACAAGGUGGACGACAUGGUUUGUUUUCCUCGUUACUGGGUGCCUUCAAGGCACUCUUCUCGUUAUGUGUAUUUGCUGGCACUACCGAGCAAAACGCCUCGGCUAUGGACCGUUCUACGUUGGAGAUACAGAUUCUGACGGUAAGCCAUUGGCACCAGAUGAACAAACGAGAUUGCUUGGUGGAGGGACCCAUGGACACUCAACUACGUCGUCGAGGUAUGAUAACGCUGUACCUGACGUAGAAAAUUCUUAG
Cetraspora pellucida is the source of this 972-nucleotide messenger RNA. The record is from the annotation of a GenBank genome assembly. Lineage: Eukaryota; Fungi; Glomeromycota; Glomeromycetes; Diversisporales; Gigasporaceae.